AUGCUGGAACCAGAACAUGGCCCUAUGAUGCAGGUGGAGCACACCCGUACAAGAUGUUGGGUGUGUGUGCUGAGUUGCCUUCUGCUUGCCUGUCUGUAUGUUGGCAGUCUGUACGUCUGGAGAAGCAGCUUACCCAGGGAUCAUCCCAGUAUGAUAAAGCGUCGCUGUGCCAGUGUGCUGCUGGUCUCCGCGCUGUCACCUGCAGUGGUGAAGGCAUGGAUGCACUGGGCUGAUGUCAGGGUCGAUGCAUCUGUGUGGGAGCUGAUGGGAGUUCGUUUGGAGGGUCUGGUUCCUGCAGCCAUACUGCCACUGCUCCUAACCAUGGUAUUUUAUCUUGGUCCCAUGAUUCAUUCGGCAAUAGACAACCCUCAAGGCUUCACUGGAGAGCUGCAGUCUGCUCUCGAUGUUCAGUCGUGGUGGUUGUGUGCGAGAGAUGCAGUGUGGCUCAGGAACCAGGUGGUGGCACCAGUGACGGAGGAGCUGGUGUUUAGAGGGGCCAUGCUGCCCAUGCUGGUGCCCUGCACAGGACCGACAGCCGCCAUCUUCACGGCUCCGCUGUUCUUCGGUGUUGCCCAUUUCCACCAUAUCAUAGAGCAGCGACGUCUCCGUAAGGACAGUAUGAGUGCCAUCCUCAUGGUGUCAGGGAUGCAGUUCUUGUAUACAACUGUGUUUGGUGCCUUCACUGCCUUUAUAUUCAUGAGAACUGGUCAUGUUGUGGGUCCAGUACUGUGCCAUUCGUUCUGUAACAGUCAGGGCCUGCCUGACAUCAGCUCUGCCCUGCAACACCCUCAACAAUCAGCUCUACUCUUCUCCUAUCUUAUGGGGGUGCUGCUGUUUCUGGUGCUCCUCUUCCCGCUGACAGACACCUUCUUCUAUGGUGCCAUUCCCAUCUGCAGCCUGGUUGCCCCUCCGGCAUCUGCAUGUUAG
Molecule: messenger RNA, 927 nt
Organism: Epinephelus fuscoguttatus (brown-marbled grouper)
Lineage: Eukaryota; Metazoa; Chordata; Actinopteri; Perciformes; Serranidae
Product: CAAX prenyl protease 2-like
Exons: 8
Coding region: 1-927 (308 amino acids)
Biological process (GO): CAAX-box protein processing
Cellular component (GO): endoplasmic reticulum membrane
Molecular function (GO): metalloendopeptidase activity
Source: RefSeq, a predicted model, not a curated record